GAACCCAUCGCAACUUCGCAAACCCAUCGCCCAUGGGCGAUGGGUUGCUUUUCGAUUUCACGAAACUCUUGCGACGGGUUCAUCCAUCGUUAACCCAUCGCGGCUCAGCAGAUGCCCAAAGGGUGAUCGCAGGGCUGCGAUGGGUUCAAAAACGUAACUUCCUGUCCCAAGGUCAUGUUUUGGCGCGAACACUUUGCCGAUACUUAUUUCUUGACAUUCGACCGUGUAGACAUUCUGCUCUCUAAAAUUUCAGAUUUUUCAAUAGUUUUUAUAAGUUUAUCUCAUCAUGGCCCUUCUUCUGUACGUUAAUAACGCUCGAGCGCUCAAUCGAGAGCGUGUCUUCAGGGAUAGGACCAAUCCCUUGGAUGUAUUAAACGAUAGGAAGAUGCAUAAGUACUACCGUUUCACUCGGCAAGGGGUGAUGAGGAUCAUCGACCUAAUUCAGGACCGCAUAGCCCCUUUGACAGAGAGGAGUCAUUCCAUAGACUCAAGGCUGCAGGUGUUUGUUGCUCUGAACUUUUAUGCAACAUCCGACUUUUACUCCAGUGUCCAGAAGGAGCAUGGUGUUUCUUCAGCUAGCGUUUGCAGAAUAGUCGCUAGAGUUUCCGAAGCUCUGGCAAACUUGAAAGAUGAAGUAAUAACAUGGCGGCCAGUGGUUGAAAAGCAGAGGGAGUUUAUGGAGACGAGUGGAUUCCCCAUGGUCGUCGGGGCAGUGGACUGUACUCAUAUUUGGCUUGAUGGCAGCCCUUUGGGGGACACUGAAUACGCAUUCAUCAACAGGAAGGGAUGGCACAGUAUCAAUGUUCAGUACAUAAGUGAUGCCAAGUACAACAUAAUCAAUGUAAGUGCACGGUGGCCAGGAUCUGUGCAUGACAGCAGAGUCUUCGAGAAUUCAGCGGUAGGACAAUCGUUCCAGCGUGGUGAAUUGGAAGGUGUCAUUCUUGGUGACUCUGGUUACCCGCAAAGAUCAUGGUUAAUGACCCCAUUUCGUAAUCCUCAAACACCUGCAGAACGCGCUUACAACAGGUCUCACAUGAGAGGACGAGUGGUGGUGGAGCAAACUAACGGUCAGAUAAAGAAGAAGUUCCCUUGCUUAAGGAGAGGUCUGAGAGUGGAACCAAAGAAAGCCUGCACAAUCAUCGUUGCUUGCACAGUCCUGUUCCGUCUCUCAAAAGAGUGGAAAGAGCCAUACCUUGGAAGGGAUCAUGAAGUACCACAAGUAGGUGCAGAUGACUUUGAUGGUCCUGUCAGCAAUGAGGGAUAUGCUGCACGUGCCCAACUGGUGGCCAGAUGUUUCACUUGAAAUGGAUAACAUUAAUGACGUUGAUUUCCCAUGGAAAGGAUCUUUU
This is a messenger RNA of Lytechinus variegatus (green sea urchin), 1349 nucleotides long. RefSeq names its product putative nuclease HARBI1. NCBI's taxonomy places the organism in Eukaryota, Metazoa, Echinodermata, Echinoidea, Temnopleuroida, Toxopneustidae. The transcript is spliced from 2 exons. Bases 287 to 1303 code for a protein of 338 amino acids. The record is from RefSeq and is a predicted model, not a curated record.